AUGUUGAGGAAGGCGCUAAAGUGCGCCGGUGGCUCACUUUUACAGCCGUGGCGCACGAUAACAUCCCCCCGCUCGUCGUCCACCGCUUCAUACACAGUGAACUCCAUGAUCCUCCGUUCCCUGAAAGAUCACUACCUCGAAGUCUCCAAGAUGACCCCUCCACCUAAAAUUAGCCCCCCUUCUCCGUACACAGUUGUAAAGGGGGCACUCGAUAGUGGGGGUCCUGUUCUAAGGCGGAUGUUUCAGGAUGAGGAGAUCAAUAUAUCAGUAAUGAGAAUGGUUGACAUUAUCCCUGGAGGUUCUGGAGAGGACUAUGGUGCAGACAGUGUUAACCAGUUAUUUGUUUACGUUGAUAUUUCUAAGCCACAGCUCAAAGAGUCUUUGCAUUUUCUUUGUGGCUUGUAUCCUGAUGCUCUGGGGAUUCAUUCGGUUUCACUGAGGCCAAAGACAGAGUCUUCAGGGUUUGUGGUGGCUUCAAGCAAAUACAAUGGUCCUGUUUUUGAGUAA
Molecule: messenger RNA, 507 nt
Organism: Striga hermonthica
Lineage: Eukaryota; Viridiplantae; Streptophyta; Magnoliopsida; Lamiales; Orobanchaceae
Source: the annotation of a GenBank genome assembly